GUGGUCAGGGGUGCCGGCUGCCGUCGCCGGGAACCAUCGCACCGGGAGACAGGUCACCACUCUCCGCCGCUGGACGAAGAGGAAAAGUGGGUCCAGCGACGUUCGGAGCUCCCCGGCGCCUCAGCGGGUUAGCAUUGGAAGAGGCGUCCGGGCUUGCCCGCGGCGUGGGGCGGGACAGGAGCCCCCGAGGCGGGGGCAGCCCACCGAGAACCUGCUGCUGCCGAGAGGUAAAAAAAUAAGUCACUGAAGAGGUCUCUCUGGGAAUCAUCUAACAUGUCACGGAGAAGAUUUGAUUGUCGAAGUAUUUCAGGCUUACUAACAACAACUCCUCAAACUCCACUGAAAACGGAAAACUUUAAUAAUUUUUAUACACUUUCAUCUAAGGAGUUAGGAAGAGGAAAAUUUGCUGUGGUUAGACAAUGUAUAUCCAAAUCUACUGGCCAAGAAUAUGCUGCGAAAUUUCUGAAAAAGAGAAGACGAGGACAAGAUUGUCGAGCAGAAAUUCUGCAUGAGAUUGCUGUACUCGAAUUGGCAAAAUCCUGCCCUCAUGUGAUUAAUCUUCAUGAAGUCUAUGAAAAUACCAGUGAAAUUAUUUUGGUAUUGGAAUAUGCUGCAGGUGGAGAAAUUUUCAACUUGUGUUUACCUGAGGUGGCCGAAAUGAUCUCUGAAAAUGACAUUAUCAGACUCAUUAAACAAAUACUUGAAGGAAUUUGUUAUCUGCAUCAGAAUAACAUUGUACACCUUGAUUUGAAGCCUCAGAAUAUAUUAUUGAGCAGCAUAUAUCCUCUUGGGGACAUAAAAAUUGUUGAUUUUGGAAUGUCUCGGAAAGUAGAAAAUGCUUAUGAACUUCGGGAAAUCAUGGGAACUCCGGAGUACCUAGCUCCAGAAAUCUUAAACUAUGAUCCUAUUACCACAGCAACAGAUAUGUGGAAUGUUGGUGUCAUAGCAUAUAUGUUGUUAACUCAUUCAUCCCCAUUUGUGGGAGAAGAUAAUCAAGAAACAUACCUAAACAUUUCUCAAGUUAAUGUUGAUUAUUCAGAAGAAACUUUUUCCUCAGUUUCACAGCUGGCUACAGACUUUAUCCAGAGUCUUCUAGUAAAAAACCCAGAGAAAAGACCAACAGCAGAAAUCUGCCUUUCACAUUCUUGGCUGCAGCAGUGGGACUUUGGAAAUUUGUUUCACCCUGAAGAAACUUCCAGCUCUUCUCAGAUACAGGAUCAUACAAUAAGGGCUUCUGAAGACAAGAUGUCCAGACCGUCUUGUAACGGAAUGUGUACUGAUCGAGAAGACAAAGAAAAUAUUCCAGAGGAGAGCAGUAUGGUUUCUAAAAGAUUCCGCUUCGAUGACUCGCUGCCCAGUCCCCACGAACUUGUGUCAGAUUUACUCUGUUAGCACUUUCCUCUUUGACUCAUUUGGACCAUUUGGACUGAAUUUGGAGUGGAAAUCUACUCCAGUGCGAGAUUGUGGUUUGUAACUUAAUAUAUGGAAUGUUUAUAUUGUAAAUGCACUUUUGCAUAAAAGAAUUUAGGGAAAUAUUUUAAUGCUAAAUUACUAGUUACUCACAUAAUACUCAUUUACUAUCCUGAGAUCAACUCAGCAAAAAAAAAUAUUUAUAUGACAAAAAAAUGCGAGUUUACAUGUAAUGAAAGAAUUCAAGUUCAAGUGGAUUUUUCAAGAUAUUUCAUAUAUCAAGAAAAAUUAUUUGUCAUAUUAACAUUUGUGUAAGCAAUAUGAUGACAUUGGAAUUUAAUAGGUUUUCUCAAGUCCUACACAUGCCAAUUUUGACAAAUUUUAAGACAACAGUGCCAAGUUUAAGCAAGAGUAUAUACUAUUUUAUAUAUGUUCGAAGAGAUUUGAAAAUGUUUUUAAAUCACAAGUGUUUUGAAUCUGAAUAAGAUUUCCAUUUAUAUAUAAUCUAUUAUAAGAGAUAAAUCGUUUAACCAAAGGAAAGCAAAAGUUCAAAACCUAAUCAGGGUUAUUUUAUAUAAAUCGAUAAAUCGUAGUAGAUGAGAGUGACAUGUCACUAUUUAACUUGUCUUUAUUUUUUUUUGCUCUCAACAAAAUUCAAAUCUAAAAGGUAUGGAAAAUGGACAUUAUACAGUGUAGAGGAUUUUAUCCUCUGAAAUCUCAAUAGUAGAAGGUACUUUGAAACUAAAUGUGCUCUAGUUUAGUCAGACAUGUUUAUUAAUUAAGUAUAAAAGAAAAUGCUGACAGACUUAGAUAACUUAAGGAAUAUUAAGAUGUCUUCUAAAUUUUAGACUGCAACAAGCUCAUUAGAGAGACAUAAAAAGUCCACAUAAAAAACGGCACAACCAGGACCAUUAACACAAUGAAGAGUCUAGAGGUGGAUGUGAUCAUGAAACGACAUCAACCUCUUCUAAAGUUCUUGCAUAAAAUACUGUGGUAAGACUCAGCAUAUGACCAAGUAGAGUAGCCUCAAAUGGACUUUCGCUGGGACCAAUACAAGGGUCUAGAGAAAAUAAAAUGUUUGCCCUACAACUGCUAGCUGUGCUCAGUCAUAAUAUGGGGGAGAUUUUCCCCUUUUUGGGGGGGGGUAAUCCUUGAAGACUUUGCAUUUGAUGUCUGUAAAAAAUCUGUUAUAUUAUGCUAAUAUUAUAGCCUCAUGACCUUAUUUAUAAAAAAAUUACUCAAAUCUGGUUAAAUUAUUUUGACAAAAACUUGUUUCUCCCUUGGAAUUUUAUGUUACUCUGACUUCUAAAAUUCUGAUAAACUCAGUAUCUAAAUUUUUAAAAUAUCUGUUAGGUCACUUUAUUUGGUAAAAUGGUGAAUUCCUUUUGUAUUCAGCAUUUUUUAAAGAAAAAGUUAUCUCUACAUAAACAUGUUUGCAUGUGUGUAUAUGUGUAUAUUUAUAUAUACACACAUAUAUAUAAAGUAUAUACAUAUUAGUAGAUAAAAUGCAGUUGUUAGGCUACUGUCUCGUAGAGAUUCUUUGCUCUAUGUCUUGUAUCCAACUCAGGUGCCAAAGGAGCUUUCUUAUUUUAUAUAUAUUUAUGUGUGUAUAUGUAUAUAUAUGUUUAUCACACAUAUUUACACACAUACAUAUAUAUCAUAUACAUUUCAAUAAACUAGCCAUUGCAAAAGCUAAAUUGGGUUCUUAUACAUCUAAAACUUUUUUUUUAAUUGUCCAUUGUUACUGCCUUCAGUAUUAAGCAAGUAGAACUAAGUUAAUGGUAAGAAAAUAAUUACUUUUAUGUAAGACUGUAUUCUUUAAAAAUCUUCCGAGGAAUGUCAUGCUAAAAAAUUCAAUAUUUGAAUUUCAAAUUAUAGGCUAAUUCUUAAAAAAAUAUUUUAUACCUGCUUUCUUCUACUCACAGGAAUUAUAAACUGUGCACAAAUAUAUAAUCUAGUUUAUAUUUUUGCCCUAGUUAAUAGAUUACACUGAACUGUAAAUUUUCAUACCUUUCCCCCUCCAAAAUUUUGGGGUCUGCCCAAGAGGCACUCACAGGGAUGUGGGGUUCAGUGUAGCUUCAGCAUUUUAGGAUGCAGUGCUGCUCAGGCUAUGUGUUGCCAGGGACUUUCAGGGCCACCACAUGGUUUUUGGGAUCCUCGGGGCCACUAAUGCUACAUUGAGCAAUGUCAGGAGAUCAUGCGGUGCCAGGGCUGGAUGCGUGCAAGACAUUCGACUGAGCCGCUGUGCUAUCUCCCUGGCCACUUAAACAAUUUUUAUUGUAAAAGGCAGCUAAGUGGUUGCACAAACCAUUUGUAUAAAACCCAUUUUUUUCAGAAGGGUUACUGUUUUUAGUGACUCAAAUGUAUGUGAAAACAAACUAAUAUUUAGAGGCCUUAUAAUAGCAAAUGACAAAUCCUAUUUUUUUCUCCAAAGAUUGAAAACAAAUAUUUAUCAAAAGCAAAUGAAGUAUCUCACCAAAAUAGCAAUCAGGAGAACCAUUCUAGGUGACUAUAUAGUUUAUAUAAAUUUGUCAGCUACAUUUACACAUUUGGAAUAUUCAUGUAGCUUGUGGAAAGUUUGUAAAGUUUAAUUUGCAUUUUUAAUGCAAUCCUUAGGUAGAUGGAAUUAAAAAUAAUUGCAGAUGGUGAUUAUAAAUCAUUUUACUCCCCCCCUGUGAAUUACGUUAAUCUAAUUCUGAACAGUAAAAUUAUAAUGGCACUUUAAAGAAAUAAAUAAUACCUGUUCUUCAGUCUGUAAUGAGAUAAGAUAUUUGUGCCAGAGUGCAGAUCUUCCUUUAUCAAGGAAGUCUUAUUACAAAAAGUUCAGCUGAAUGAGUGGAAUUAGUGAUGUAAUUCAUUUCAUUUACAUAAAGUCACAAACUCCUUUCAUUGUGGGUGGGUUGUAAAUGGUUAAUGGGUCAUACUUUGACUAGCCAUUCUCUAAACGAUUAUAAAUGUUGAUAUUUUGUAACUGUUUACAUUUAUGUUUAUUUUUGAAAAAUUUUGUUUGCUUUCUGACUUGGAAGCUUGCCCUAUUGUGCAAACACUUGUACUUAAUUUCAGAAUUAGGUUGUCUUACUUUGGAUAAUUAUUACCAGUUUAUAAUAUAAAGACUUGAAGGGCUUUAGACCUUAAUUGUAAAUUUCCACACAGAUUGCUCUGCAUCUUUCAUUAAUCAUGUUGCUUAAAGCGUAUAGACCACAUAUUAUGAAGACUUCAGUUUAAAAAUUACAUCAACAAUGAUCCUUUUGGUUUCAAAAUUAAAAAGCACUUUUUAAACACG
This is a messenger RNA of Sorex araneus (European shrew), 4693 nucleotides long. It is a transcript of the gene STK17B, whose product is annotated as serine/threonine kinase 17b. The record is from RefSeq and is a predicted model, not a curated record. The coding region runs from base 274 to 1392 and encodes 372 amino acids. Gene Ontology annotation, biological process: protein phosphorylation; positive regulation of apoptotic process; intracellular signal transduction. The transcript has 8 exons. NCBI's taxonomy places the organism in Eukaryota, Metazoa, Chordata, Mammalia, Eulipotyphla, Soricidae. Gene Ontology annotation, molecular function: ATP binding; protein serine/threonine kinase activity. Gene Ontology annotation, cellular component: nucleus.